AUCCUCAAUUCACUAUCUUUAUCGCCUUUCCGUUGGUUGGCCUCGACUGACAGCAGGGUCAUUCCUUUCGUCAUGUUGGUUUGCUCUUUCUCACUCAGGCUCCAUGCCACUUUGCGAUUGUGCUUAUGAUCACAAAUUACGAAACGAGACAUCUCAGGCGAGAUGUUCCAUCAGGGCAUACAAUUUUACCCAUUGUGGCCCAGGGUGACAAACGGCUGACAGCCUUUGACACCUCGCGGGAGCAUUCGAAGCCAAUACUUAAAAUUUGGUGUGUCCCAUUUCCAUCUGCUCUUCGUACUGCCUCCCACGUCCGCUCCAAUUCGGGGCAAUGGGGAGCGUUCAAAAUUGAGACUUAGACUGUGGCGGCUAUCAUGCAACCAUCAGUCAUGAUUUGGUGGUGCAACCGCUGCUGGGAAUAGCUUGUCGAUAUCUGAGGGAACUCUGGAAGAAUUCAGUGCCUUCGCUGCGGCUACAACCGGCAUGGGAACACAUUUGCGAUUGAGGACGAUGUUUGACUUUCACGGCUAGUCUGCGACGCUGAAGUUCCACAUGAUGCGGCAUGCCUGGAUAGUGGGUUUGCGCUGCCAAUGAUAGGUUCCUGCAGUAAGACAGGCAUCUUGGAGCCACAGGCAGUGUCACGAGUAUCAGUUGGAAGGAGGACGUCCAGAACCUUGGUGUUCGGAAAAGGGUUGUGUGAAAGGGGUGAAGUAAUUUAUGUCCGGCGCGAUCUGGUUCCCGAUUCUCGGAGUCGCUUGCACUGAGCGACCCAUGCGGCUAACUCAAUGCAAACUCUAUCGGCAACUUCUGAGAUUCGGGGAUACCCUUCUUCAUUUCGUCCCUGGCCCCUUGACUAUCCGGGGGAGCCAUACUCAUAUCACUUAUAUAUCCAGCACUAUGUCAGCCGUGCCCUUCCCUCUACACCCCUCCUCCCUCUCCUUUAACCCUUUCGUCGACACCUGGAAUAUGCAGAAGCCAACGCUUGAGAAUGUCCGUAUCCGUUCUACUCGUGACGCUUUACAAAUAUUCUAUGCUGUGGCGCGCAAAGUACUUCCUAUGACUACUCGUCGUCUGGAUGCAGAGGAACGAAGAGCAAUUGCGCCAGGACAUAUUUAUGUGUGGGAAGAACGCUGCGCCAAUGCGGAAGCAACUGGUUUGGGAAUGGAACGCUGGACGGAUGGAAUGGGCUGGGGUCCUUCGAGGGUCCGAGAUGAAUUCCUUUUUUACCACCAGCGCGAGUCCGAAGCCAAUGAUGACCCAAAUAACCCGUCCGCCAAGUGGGCCAACAUCAUGAAAAAACGCAAUCCUCAGACAAUGACCAUGAGCUCAAGCUCGCUGUAUUCACGAACAGAAGCUGAACGCCUCAUUAAGCAAACCUACAGCGUUCACGUUUCCCUUCCUGAAGAUCGGCCUCACAACCUGACCAGGAAAUGGCACCUCACGGCAUACUUUAGUCAAACGACUCUCGACAGUCUGAAUACAAUUGAUAAAGUGCCUGGCGUGGGCAAUGUCCCUGUGCCGCCAGGAUGGUUUAGGAGUGCCAGGGCUAGUAAAUCGAGGCGCAGCGCUGAGGAGACAAAUGCAUCCGCAGGGUCUUGGUCGAAUGAGGCGUCCAAUGCUCCUUACAGCAUGUCACACUUUGCUGUUGAUGACACCAGUGACACUCAUUCGUGGACAAGUCCCACUCGGGGUGCUAGAGAAGUCGCAUACCAUCCGCAGCAUGAUGCAGCGUUAGCGUACGCCAGGGAUUUCGGCUCGUUUGCUUCCAUGCAGACGUCUUCUCCAUCGCACCUUCCACCCAUUUCCACGUAUUCCGACUCAGAAGUGUACCGUGAACACUCCCCUUUUGCUCAGUCCUCCGCUUCCUCCGACUAUGGUGCCUCCACGCCUCCUCCGCUCCCCGUUCCUCGUCGUGGGGGACGCGGCGACGUCGAACUCGUUCCACUCGCUUACCUAGAAAACCUAACACCACCAUCAAGGGAUCCCAUGGAUGAGGCGUGCCUACGUCGGAUCUCCGCCCAUGGGAUGUCAACAGCUUCUGCACGUUUCCCGCAGUUCUAGGGGGCACCCUCAUCUUCCUACCAACGUUCCGCCGUCAUCGUCCCAUAGAAACAUUCGAUUUUCCAAUCUAACCUCACGAAUUAUACCCUUUGACGACACACCACGUCUCAUGAUAUCCCUCGAAAAUGAAAUCGCCAAGGACACCCCUCUACGUAACCAAUCGGAUUCUUUAUACGUGUAUUGUCGCUCUGUUCUGUUUGUCUUCUGUACUUGCUUUCGUGUGCAUUGUUGCUAGGUUUCUUCCGCAGAACAUCUUUAAGGAGGCUCUUGUUGUACUUAAUAGCAGUAGUAGCCGGUCACCAAAUACCAUACAUUGGCCUUUCAUUGCGGCGCCACCGGUC
Molecule: messenger RNA, 2399 nt
Organism: Somion occarium
Lineage: Eukaryota; Fungi; Basidiomycota; Agaricomycetes; Polyporales; Cerrenaceae
Source: the annotation of a GenBank genome assembly